AUGUCAACUUCACGGCCGGUCCCGGCAAGCAGUGAUAAGAUCGCUGCCUUCAAAUCGCGUAUCAAGACUCUAGGUCGCCUGCCCUUCAAGAUCAAAGAUUUGCCACCAACUCCAACCGAGUCCUACCUGUGUGAUUUCUGUGCGAAGCUUGAUCUGAGAGUCGAGUCAUUUGUUGUCCAGCCGGGCGACAACGAGCAUGAAAGGGAAAACAGGUUCCGAUGGCUGGGCAAGCUGUCCUACAUCCAGCAGCGCUUGCACUGUCCACUAUGCCGACUUGUGCUCAGUACAGCAGAUCGUCCGCUGGACCAACGAAACCCGAGUCACAUAGCAGAUGAAGACCCUGCCGUCUACGCGAGAUGGGUCGUUGACGGCCAGGAGGAAGAGCCACACCCUGCGAGGGAGGGCUCUAGUGUGUUUCGUCCGAGAACGAGGCGAAUUCUCAUCUACUCGGAUCCGCAGACUUUCAAAGACGGCUAUCUGGUUUUGCUCGGCGAUGAUGCACCGUCGCGACCGUACUUUGGCCGGAUGCUCACCACACAAGGCCAACUUGACGCGGCAAUGCUCAAGCAAUGGCUCAAAAGCUGUGAGACUCUGCAUGGACCUGAGUGCGACGUGUCUCUUGUGCCAGCCGCACUCCUCGCAAAGCGGAUAGGCAUAUUUCGAGCGAUUGACGUCGAUCAGAUGUGCAUAGUUGAGCCGCCCGAAGAUGCUCGCUUCAUUGCUCUGAGCUAUCUCUGGGGCAGGAAUUUUGCCCAACUAUUCACCACUAGCGAAAAUCUUGCCAGGCUCUCAACCCCUGGUGCUUUGGCAAAGGAAAAGCUUCCGAGAACGAUCAAGGAUACAAUCCUGCUUACGAGAAUGCUCGGCGAGAAGUACCUCUGGACAGACAGCCUGGCUUUGAUACAUGAUCCAGGCUUCCAAUACCACGACGACUGGGUAUACGCUCGAGCCAGUCUGACAGUGGCCGCGGCUCUGGCAAAGAUGCCAAUGCAGGCCUGCCAGGAGUCCGCAAAGAGUCAAGAGCAUUCCAUCAAGAUGUUGAAGAGGUCGUACCUGGGCUAA
Cyphellophora attinorum is the source of this 1062-nucleotide messenger RNA. RefSeq lists its product as uncharacterized. The transcript has a single exon. Bases 1 to 1062 code for a protein of 353 amino acids. The record is from RefSeq and is a predicted model, not a curated record. Lineage: Eukaryota; Fungi; Ascomycota; Eurotiomycetes; Chaetothyriales; Cyphellophoraceae.